Nannospalax galili (Upper Galilee mountains blind mole rat) is the source of this 2385-nucleotide messenger RNA. It is a transcript of the gene Marveld3, whose product is annotated as MARVEL domain containing 3. Bases 1 to 1188 code for a protein of 395 amino acids. NCBI's taxonomy places the organism in Eukaryota, Metazoa, Chordata, Mammalia, Rodentia, Spalacidae. The record is from RefSeq and is a predicted model, not a curated record. The transcript is spliced from 3 exons. Gene Ontology annotation, cellular component: membrane. Gene Ontology annotation, molecular function: protein binding.
AUGGAAAAUAAGACGGGGACUCGCGAACCCCGGGCCCGACCGAGAGAGAGAGACCAGCACCGGCGCCCCCGCCCGGACCGAGACCGCCACGUGGAGCGACCGCGGGACCGAACGGGGGACGAAGCCUGGGACCGAACCCGGGACCGAGCCGGGAACCAGCGCCGGGAGAGGAACGGGGAAGUGCGGAGGGAUGGGGACCGCCGAGGGGACGGGAACCGCCGAGGGGACCGGGACAGGAGGAUGGACCGAGACCCCCGCCAGGACAGACCCCGGGACACCAGCCAUCAUCGUGCAGCCGAACAAAGAGCCUGGGAAGAGUCCCGCCAAAGCCGCGCGCCGCCCGAACCCUGGGCACCGAGCUGGGACGCAGCCCCGCCGCCCGGGCCCGCGCCCUGGGGAACCCCAGAGCCUCGGAGGAAGCCGGGCUUCGGGCACCGCACGCUGGAGAGUGAACCUGCUUCAGGGAGACAUGUGUCCACAUACUCUGGGCCUGGACCACAGGAAGAGAAAUAUUACCAGUCUGAAGCUGAGGGGCUCCUGGAGUGCCACAAAUGCAGAUACUUGUGCACAGGGAGAGCCUGCUGCCAGAUGUUGGAGGUUCUGCUAAACUUGCUGAUCCUGGCCUGCAGCUCUGUCUCUUACAAUUCCACAGGGGGCUACACAGGCAUCACCAGCCUGGGGGGCAUUUACUACUACCAGUACGGAGGGGCUUACAGUGGCUUUGACGGUGCCGAUGGGGAGAAAGCCCAGCAGCUGGACAUCCAGUUCUACCAGCUUAAGCUGCCCAUGGUCACUGCAGCCAUGGCCUACAGUGGAGCCCUCAUGGCCUUCUCCUGCCUUCUCAUCAUUGGGGGUGUGCUCCGGCUACCAUGGCACUGCCCCCUGUGGCUGGUGAUCGAGGGCCUGAUGGACAUAAUCACCGCAGGCGCAUACAUCCCAGCCUUGUAUUUCUUCUUUCAACACCUCUCAGCUGCCUAUAGCUCCACUGUGUGUAAGGAGAGGCAGGCACUGUACCAGAGCAAAGGGUACAGUGGUUUCAGCUGCAGUCUCCACGGGGGAGACAUAGGAGCUGCUGUCUUUGCAGUCCUGGGCAUUGGGGUCUUUGCGGUGGGAGCUGUCCUGGCCUUCAGGGGUUAUCGAAAAGUCAGGAGGCUGAAGGGGAAGCCCACAGAAAUGCUUGAGUUUUAGACUUUCUAAAAUGUUCUGCCAAAUGCAAGUGGUGGAAGUUACUCUGAACCACAGUCUUUUAUAAGAAUUCUUGGCUAUGGAAUUUGCCAACGCUUCCAAAGUACCAAGCCAGUGUAGGUUUGCUGGGCUUAGCUCCUGGUUACAUGGAACAGUGUUCUCUGAGGCAGUCAGCUUUGGUUUCUAGUAUCAUCUGUUGAUGUGGAAAGAACUAAAAUUAUAUUUUAAAAAAAUCAAAACUCUGGAAUCAGGCAUGAUUCCAGCACUUGAAGGGCUGAGGCAGGAGGAUCUUGAAUUUAAGGCUAGCCCAGGCUACAUAGCAAGACCCCCCUGUCAGCAAAUAAACAGAUAAACAACAAUGAAGAACCAGUAGAGGCAGGGGAAGGUAAAGUACACUUCCUGAUUAAGGAUGAUGACAGUUGCAUUGGAAGAAGCAUAUCUUCAAUAUGUUUAUGUCCAGUCGUAAAAAGCUACAACAAUGUGAGACAUUCCAGCCUGACCUGGCUAUUCUAAACUCAACCAUCUUCGGUCAGUACCCAGGCAUCUCUCUACAUUGCGCCCUGGGAUAUUCCACUCCUUUAAUUCUAUGGAUUCUGGGACACAGUUCUGAAAAACUUAAGUUGGAGGUAGGCGUGGGCUGAGGAAAGAGGAAUCAGAUUAAACUCAACUGAGCUUCAAAGAGACCAUUCUGCAGGCCCCUCAGUGACCCCGAGCGCUCAAUAAGUGUUUUGUACCUCUUGUAAAUGUGCCAUUGUAUGAAGAACCCAGCCCUACAUCUGGAAUUCAGGAUCCACACAGAAGAAAAGAAUGGAAAUCUUUCCCCAAAAGAAGAAUGUUACUUUUGGCCGGACAACAUCAUGGGCUCUGACUGCACAUUGAAUUAUGAAUUGGGACCGUUACAAUAUAUCCUUGGUACAAGUAAAUAUGUUCUUUACUUUGGAAUCAAAACAUUCCAAAGAAAAAUUUUAACUUGGAGAAGAUGGUUUUCUUUAUGUUCAUAUUUUUCUCUUAAAUGCAAUUUAUUGAUUUAGAAGACUUUCAGUUUAGAAAAAUAAGUGUAUACAUCUGCUGGAAUUUUCUUGAACAAGAUGUGUAUUGACAGUUUUGCUCAUGCAAGGGGGCUUUUUGAUUUUUCACUUUAUGGUUAUCUUGACUGCACACGCAUUCAUUUUAUUUUAGAAAAAUAAAAAAUAAAAUUGA